Molecule: messenger RNA, 2585 nt
Organism: Hypomesus transpacificus
Lineage: Eukaryota; Metazoa; Chordata; Actinopteri; Osmeriformes; Osmeridae
Gene: carmil3
Product: capping protein regulator and myosin 1 linker 3
Exons: 11
Coding region: 1-1566 (521 amino acids)
Source: RefSeq, a predicted model, not a curated record
AUGACUCAAUGUUCAUGUCUGUGUGAUGAGCACAGCUCCUCUCCUCCCCCCUGCGUGCCCUCUCCCUCCGCACCCCUCUCCCGCUCGGCAUCCUGGGAAGGUCUGUCCACGCUGCCCACCCACGGCUCGCCGCUGCGUCACGUGACCCACGUGAGGCCGCGCCCGCCGCGAAGGCACCGGACGGGUCACCUCACUCUUGACCCCCACUUUUCAGAGAAUGGGGGGGUCAGUCUGCUAGAAGAUGGACUUCCUGACUUCUACACCAAGAGAGUUCUACCUGACAGUCAACUGUCAUCCCACCAUCAAGCCCAGAUCCUGAGACGCAAAAAGAGACGCAGCGUCCUGUCCAUCUUCUCCGGCUUCCGGAAGAACCGCAACUCUACUAUCUCCAAUCAGGACGCAGAGGCCUCAGAGAAUGUCUACUCGUUUAUUCAGCACCCAAAGGAUGCCGUCAGGGUGGAGUCGACUAUACAGGGAACCAAUGGAGGCAUGCCGUCUCCCAGGCCCAGCCAUGGUGUGCCCCUCCCUGGGGUGAGGGUCGGCAGCCCCCCCUGCCACAUACAGAGACAGUCCUCAGACCUGGUCAGCAUGGUGUACAGCUGCAUCGGGGCCGACAUCGACUCCGACGCUAGCAGCUGCGACAACAGACAGUCAGACAGAGAGAUGGACAGACAGACACCAGAGACCCAGGCAGACACCCGAGCGAACGGCCACGUCGCGUCCACCGGCGGCCUGGACAAGCAGACGGACAGACAGAUGGACAAGCAGACGGAAGCGGGCAGGCAGGAGAGAGUCAGCUUUCAGACAGACACACGGACAGAAACGGAGGGCGGGCAGUCCUCAGAAGAGGGGAGGGCCGACAGAGAGGCCGCCCCCUGCGGACAGAAGCCUGAUCCUCCUCCACAGAGCAGCAAGCCCAAUCUGGCUGGUCUGAGACAGCGACACCUGCAGGAGAGCUCCGACAAAUCCCCCGAGGACUGUGGAGGGGUGGAAGGAGAGAGGGAGGUCGAGAGGAACGCAAAGAGACAAGACGUAACACAGAGAACCCGAGGGGCAGAGGGACAGCGUCCCCCUAUUCCUGCGAAGCCCAGUAAAGAUCUAUCCCGGGAUAGUAACUCUCCAUACACCUCGCCUGCUGUCACUCCACCUGGGGAGGUAACCAGUGAGAAGAAGACCCCGCCUCCUGUCCCACCGGCGUCUGCCAAGCCUGGCCUGGAGUCCUGUGGAGCCCCUGUCACUCCAGAAGAAGGCACCACUGAGAAGAAAAGCCCGCCCCGUGUGCCCCCCAUGUCUGCCAAACCUAGUUUUGAUUUACCCAGUUCAGCUGUCAAUCAAGAUGAAGAUGGAUCAACAAAUGGCGGGAUAUCGAAGCCACAUCGCAACAGGAAAGCAAACUCUUGUGACGCUGGCAUGGGACGGGACAGCCCCAGUGAUCUGGAGAGGUCCUCAGUUCGCAAACCCCCCGUGAAAAAACCCCGUCUCCCCCAAAGCAGAAACAGAUCCCUGGAUUAUCCUGCAUCCGUGUGUCACGACAGUCCGGAGCCUGGCAACAGCGAGGCGUCAUGACAACACCAGCAGAUGGAGAAGCUACUGAGGAUUACGGAGGAGAAAAUGAUUGGGAGUAGAUAGAUGGAAAGAGGAUGAGUAAGAGCAAGAGAAAAACAAGUCAUUAUGAACUCUUGGAAGUGACCGACACAGUCAGAAUAGAGCCGAUGGUGGCAUGAUUAGUCACUGUGUCAUUUGUGAAACGUGAUGCAUGAAUGCUGACAUUCUUUACACCAGUCCUACUUGCUUUGUCAUCUCACACAUACCAUGUUCUCUAAAUUUCCUUCUCUCUCAGACACACACACACACACACACACAGAAACAUUCUCACAUCCAGUAUACUCACAAACAAUUACUUGCUCUUACUAUUGUACAUAUACUUUUAUUAGACUUUAUUUUUUAUUCUUCUCUCUCUCUCUCUCUCUCUCUCUCUCUCUCUCUCUCUCUCUCUCUCUCUCUCUCUCCCUCUCUUUUAAACGACAAUCUGUGACACUGCUACUGUAAGAAUGAAUCAGUAUUUAUUCUAAUGGAGUAUUGAUAUUCUGUGUAUAGGCCUAUUGAGUAUAAAUGAGCAAAAUCUGCACUAACCUUUGUGGACGUUAUUCUGUAACCGGUAUUUUCUUUAGUUUGAUUGUAAUUAUUUUGACUGUAUUGUAACCAUCUUUGUAUGAUGUAUAACGACAAUGGAGACUGAAUAUGUUAAUGAAGUGUUCUAUCAUUUGGUACCAGUAUUAUUACAGUAAGUACUACUAGUUGGUCCAUGGAACAGAUGAUUGUUUUUAUCUGAUUUUACAGGACUCAAAUGAGUAUAUUUUCUAAAAAGGCAUAUAUGAAUAGGAUAAAUAAAGAUGAAAUUUCCCAAAAUUGAUUUGAAUUCCUCUUAGUUCUGCCUCUUGUCUCUGCAUAGUGUCAGCACCUACUUUUAUACGGCAAGCAAGUUCAAAGUGUAUGUCAGCACUUACAACAAACUGGAUGAACGUCUCAGAUGAACUGUGAAUAAACUAUAGUAUUUUCCUACAUGUUAGGGCACCAAAAGCCAA